This is a messenger RNA of Opisthorchis viverrini, 348 nucleotides long. RefSeq lists its product as hypothetical. The coding region runs from base 1 to 348 and encodes 115 amino acids. The transcript is spliced from 4 exons. The record is from RefSeq and is a predicted model, not a curated record. Lineage: Eukaryota; Metazoa; Platyhelminthes; Trematoda; Opisthorchiida; Opisthorchiidae.
AUGGAGGUGAUACCGGAACCCGUCCGACAUGUCAAUCGUCCACCGGAAAAGCGUGAACCCCUUUACUUUGCAACUGGGAUGGAACUGGAGCCUCCAAUAGUCAACGCAGACACUUCUCUAUUGGUCUAUUGUUAUGAACCGAAUGUUGGCAAAUAUAGCACAACCAAUAAACCAUCGCUACGCACCACUAUGCUCCCCAAUAACGCACUGAUGAUGUCAUCUCGAUUGGUGAUGAAACGUUUGCAAUCAAAUUGCCCAGCUCAGCGAACAAGCCAACGACCAUCUGCGCUACCUAAGAUACCAACAUUUUCCUUUUGGGGCUUCAAAAACCGAUGGAAAAGUUGCUGA